This is a messenger RNA of Carassius carassius (crucian carp), 2243 nucleotides long. Its product is annotated as deleted in malignant brain tumors 1 protein. Lineage: Eukaryota; Metazoa; Chordata; Actinopteri; Cypriniformes; Cyprinidae. The record is from RefSeq and is a predicted model, not a curated record. The coding region runs from base 64 to 2109 and encodes 681 amino acids. The transcript is spliced from 8 exons. Gene Ontology annotation, cellular component: membrane.
GUCCGGCUGGUUGGAAGAUCUCGCUGCUCUGGGAGGUUAGAGAUCCUUCAUAAUCAGACGUGGAUGUCAGUGUGUGACGCUGUCUUUGACCAGCAGGAUGCAGAGGUUGUGUGUAGAGAGCUGGACUGUGGGGCUCCUGUACAGGUGCUGGGAGCAGCUGCUUUUGACAAAGGAGACGCUCAGAUGUGGACACAAGAGAUUCAGUGUAGAGGAGAUGAGUCUCAGAUUCACCUCUGUCCAAAAUCACCAUCACAUCAAAAGAACUGUUCUCAUGACAAUGAUGUUGGACUUAUGUGUGCAGACAGUGUGAAUGUGAGGUUAGUUGGUGGUCACAGUCACUGUGCUGGUCGAGUGGAGGUUCUUCACAGAGGAUCAGGACCGAUCUGGAUGAGUACUGUCAUGUGUACUGGAUCAGAGUCCACAUUGAAGAUGUGUGGGUCAAGAGGUUGGGGUAAACAUAACUGUUAUCAUAGUGAAGAUGCUGGAGUCAUCUGCUCAGGUGUCAGGUUGGUUGGAGGUUCUCGCUGCUCUGGGAGGUUAGAGAUCCUUCAUAAUCAGACGUGGAUGUCAGUGUGUGACGCUGUCUUUGACCAGCAGGAUGCAGAGGUUGUGUGUAGAGAGCUGGACUGUGGGGCUCCUGUACAGGUGCUGAGAACAGCUGCUUUUGACAAAGGAGUCACUCAGAUGUGGACACAAGAGAUUCAGUGCAGAGGAAAUGAGUCUCAGACUCACCUCUGUCCAAAAUCACCAUCACAUGACAACUGUUCGCAUGACAAUGAUUUUGGACUGAUGUGUGCAGACAGUGUGAAUGUGAGGUUGGUUGGUGGUCACAGUCGUUGUGCUGGUAGAGUGGAGGUUCUUCAUAGAGGUCAGUGGGGAACAGUGUGUGAUGAUGGCUGGGAUUUGUCUGAUGCUGCAGUGGUGUGUAGAGAGCUGGACUGUGGAGAACCUCUAGAUGCUCUGGGUGCUGCUCGUUUUGGAUCAGGAUCAGGACCAAUCUGGAUGACUACAGUAUUAUGUACUGGAUCAGAAUCUACACUGAAAAACUGUGGAUCAUCAGGAUGGGGUAAAAGCAGAUGUUAUCAUGGCAAAGAUGCAGGUGUCAUUUGUUCAGGAGUCAGACUUGUUGGAGGUUCUCACUGCUCUGGGAGGUUAGAGAUCCUUCAUAAUCAGACGUGGAUGUCAGUGUGUGACACUGCCUUUGACCAGCAGGAUGCAGAGGUUGUGUGUAGAGAGCUGGACUGUGGGGCUCCUGUACAGGUGCUGGGAGCAGCUGAUUUUGACAAAGGAGACGCUCAGAUGUGGACACAAGAGAUUCAGUGCAGAGGAAAUGAAUCAUUCAUUCGAUUGUGUCCAACUUCACAUGACAUACAGUGCUCUCAAGAAAACAACGUGGGACUUAAAUGUUCUGAUUUCAACACUGUUAGGUUGGUUGGAGGUAACAGUCCCUGCAGUGGUAGAGUGGAGGUGCAUCAUGAUGGUCAGUGGGGAACAGUGUGUGGUGAUGACUGGGAUAAGACUGAUGCUGAAGUGGUGUGUAGAGAGAUGGGAUGCGGAGAGGCUUUAAAUGUAGUAAAUGGGGCUUACUUUGGACAAGGAUCAGGACCAAUCUGGAUGGAUGAUGUGGCCUGUAGUGGAUCGGAGUCAACUCUGAAAGAUUGUAGAUCAAGAGGAUGGGGUGUUCAUAACUGUGGUCAUCCUGAAGAUGCUGGAGUCCUUUGCUCAGAAACUAUAAACUAUGGACGAUUUACAAGACUUGCUGAUGGGCCUUACCUGUGCUCUGGGAGGCUAGAGAUCCUUCAUGAUCAGAAGUGGAUGUCAGUGUGUGCCGCUGUCUUUGACCAGCAGGAUGCAGAAGUUGUGUGUAGAGAGCUGGACUGUGGGGCUCCUGUACAGGUGCUGGGAGCAGCUGCUUUUGACAAAGGAGACACUCAGAUGUGGACACAAGAGAUUCAGUGCAAAGGAAAUGAAAAACUAAUUCGGCGCUGCCCAUCGUCAACAUCAAAUAAUAUAAACUGCGCCUGUGACAAUCAUGUGGAACUGAUGUGUUCUGGUAUAAUUUUUAAACAAAUCGUAUUAUUUAAUAUACUAAAAUUGUACACGGCUUGACUUUAACAAUGUGGGUGGAUAUCAGUAGUGAUGUGUAACACAGUCAUUAGCAUCUUCGGUUGAUUUCUGCGGGUCCUGAAGAACUCUAAAAUUAGUUGUAUUAAAUAUAAAAUUUCUAAAAUGCUACAUGAAAA